AUAGCAUUUACAUUAUUUGCUGCUCUUUACUUUGGAAUGUCGAAUAGAUCUUUCGUGUUUGGCAUUGAAAGACUACCUAAUAUUGUAUUAUUAGUYGUGGAUAAUAUAGGGUUGUCAGAUUUAGGCUGGUUUGGCAAURCUAGUGUAGAGACACCAAACCUUGACAGACUUGCUUCUGAUGGAGUGAAAUUUACACGAUGGUACUCUCAAUCAACGAGUACCUCGUCAAGAGCUUCAAUUCUAACUGGUACCUUACCAAUAAGAACAGGAAUUAUAAAAAGUCGAUAUUUACCUUAUAAAACAAUUCCUUCACUCGCUUCGACUGGUGGACUACGUCAAGACCAUGUCACAUUGGGUAAGGUGAUGAAGAACAUGGACUACUCAACGGCGUWYGUUGGGCACUGGGGUCUUGGCGUAGGACGAAAGGGAGCAUUUUUACCUCCACGCCAGGGUUUUGAUCGUUGGUACGGGGUCCCAGCGUUACACAACAGCUACUGUCUUGUUAAAUUCAACCAAACUGAGCAAGCACUUCGUGCUAGUCAUGAAUAUCCUAAUGAAGAACGUUCGGUUGAGUAUUUAUUAAUUGUGUUCAUGUUUACUAUGAUGAUUGGGUUAUUAGUAGCGCUUUGGAUGUUCAAAAAGAUUGAUACRAUGACUCUUGUAUUGCUUGCCUCGCCGGAGGUAUUGGUCUUAUACAUGUCAUACUUUUCUGUUCAUCUCAUGGAUUUCAUUCAUUCGCGUAACUGYGUUCUGUAUCGCGAAAACAAAAUUAUCGAGCAACCUUACAUUGUYAACAACAUGACWCUACGUUUUACAAAAGAAACUGUGCAGUUGAUGAAGGUCUUUUCCAAGAGGAAACAUCCAUUUUUUAUCAUGCAAAGCUACCUAAAUAUGCACAAACCAUGGUACCUAUCUCAUCCUUUUUCAAACUGCAGUAAAGAUGUAUUCUCUUGUUCUUUACAAGAGCUUGACUGGAGCAUUGGGAAGAUCCUAAAAACAAUUGAAGACUUAMAUUUAGAAAAUGAUACAAUGGUAAUUUUCACAUCUACUGGUGGGUCUUGUUUAGAGGGCCAUGUUUUSGAUUGUCAGAGAGGAUAUGGUCACAUGGCCAGUGAUGAUGGGCAAGUCAAACCAUUAARAGGAGGAGGAUUGACUAAUAUCUGGGAGGGCGAUAUUCGCGUUCCUACAAUAAUACAAUGGAAAAAUGCUAUUCAGCCAGGAAGAACAAUAAACUUUACAACAAGUUGUAUGGAUAUCUUACCAACACUAGUAGAACUAACCAAUCAGGUGACUAUUAAUAACUUUGACGGCAAAUCACUGCUCAAGAUACUAUUUAAUACAAGUAUUGGACCUCAACAUGGCUUGUURUUUCAUUACACUGAUAUCUUUAGACCUGCUGCUGUUUCAUAUGGCAGAUAUAAGUUGGUUCUUAUUACACAAUCAGAGGAUGAAUCAACCACCUAUCAUGAUCCGCCAAUUUUAUUUGAUAUUGAAAGCGACCCAUCAGAGACCACGYCCAUUCCUAUUGAUCACUUCCCUGAUGAUUUACUGUCGACAGUCACAGCYUUGAUUGACGASCAUUUAACAAACAGAAGUGAUAAAGGGGUUUCUGAAUUUGACAAUCCUUUUCUUCCCUUCUAUUUUCCGUGUGUUAAUGCCCCAGUAUGUUAUCAAAGGAAAAUGGAAGAAGAUGACUUUAGAGAACUUUUUAAUAAUACUAUUUAAGGAUUAAUCACAUCAUUUCCUUUACCAAUCUAAUA
Molecule: messenger RNA, 1760 nt
Organism: Exaiptasia diaphana
Lineage: Eukaryota; Metazoa; Cnidaria; Anthozoa; Actiniaria; Aiptasiidae
Product: arylsulfatase E
Exons: 2
Coding region: 37-1725 (562 amino acids)
Molecular function (GO): arylsulfatase activity
Source: RefSeq, a predicted model, not a curated record